Penicillium verhagenii is the source of this 231-nucleotide messenger RNA. RefSeq lists its product as uncharacterized. The record is from RefSeq and is a predicted model, not a curated record. Lineage: Eukaryota; Fungi; Ascomycota; Eurotiomycetes; Eurotiales; Aspergillaceae. The transcript has 2 exons. Bases 1 to 231 code for a protein of 76 amino acids.
AUGCUCAGCAGACUAGCUUCGCUCAGUGCAUGGGGCACCCAUGUACAUGUCAUGCGCUGGAAGAACGAGGGAGGUGGCUCGUUACAGCGCAUGAGUGGUAUGACGCCUGUAACAUCUGCGGACAAGAUCACCAUGGCUCGUUUGGCUUGGCUCGGCCGUGAAGCACAGAUCGUGUGGCGGGAUCGACGAAAGGUGUUGGCUAGCUCAGUGCGACGUACAGUGAUCAAAUAA